CGCACGCUCCCAAAGCAUAAAGCAAAGCUCCUCACUUUCUCUUUUUCUCGGUAAAUAAAAUGCCCUCGGUUUCUUUCCCCCGUUUAUCAUCUCUCUUCUUCUCUGUACAAUUUCCAUUUCUCUCUCUACAAUUUGCUCAGCCAUGUCUCUCUCUGUAAGACACCGGCGCCCUAACCUUGCCCCUGAAGAUGAGCAGGAGGAUUCUUCUUCCUCCUACUCAAAACUCGACAAACCAGAGACCACGAAGCAAGAUACAGAGACUGGUCUCAAUUGGAGGCUCCCUUUCAUCGUUCUCUCAAUCCUGAGAUAUAUGAGCGCCACCUCCAAUAUCAUCCAUGACUGUGAUGAAUCCUUCAAUUACUGGGAGCCCCUUCACUACCUUCUCUAUAAUUCAGGUUUCCAAACCUGGGAAUACAGCUCAGAAUUUGCGCUUCGCUCAUAUUUGUACACUCUUUUGCAUGCAUUGCCAGCUGCUCCAGCUUCUUGGAUGUUUAAAGAGGAAAAAGUCAGGGUGUUCUACUCAGUGAGGCUUUUUCUUGGUCUUCUCUCAGCAAUCUGUGAGACUGUUUUGGUGGUAGCCCUUUCCAAGAAGUAUGGCAAGCGUCUUGCCAUGUACACUUUAGCAAUGCUUUGUUUUACAAGUGGUUGCUUCUUUGCUAGUACCAGUUUCCUGCCAAGUUCGUUCUCUAUGUAUGCUGUGACUCUUUCAUCAGCUUUGUUCCUUCUAGAUAAACCGGCUUUGGCAGUUCUGGUGGCUGCUGCAGGUGUUAUCCUUGGAUGGCCAUUUUCCAUCUUAGUAGUAUUGCCAGUGACUAUUUAUUCCUUGAUAUCUGGAAGGUUCCAGCAAGUGUUCCUUGCAGGGCUAGCAACUUCACUUGGCAUUCUGGCAUUCUCUGUUCUCACUGAUCAUCACUUUUAUAAAAGAUGGACAUCAUCGGUUCUGAAUCUUGUAAUCUAUAAUGUUGUUGGAGGUGGAGACAGCCAUUUAUAUGGGACUGAAGGGACACUGUUUUAUCUGCGGAAUGGAUUCAACAAUUUCAAUUUUUGCUUCAUUCUAGCUUUACUGUUCCCAGUGAUUCUACCAAUCACCAAGAAGAAAUAUUAUCCCCAUUUGUUUGUUGUAGUUGCUCCCAUUUUUAUAUGGUUGAUAUUUAUGUCCUUGCAGCCUCACAAAGAAGAAAGAUUCCUUUAUCCGAUAUACCCACUAAUAUGUGUGGCUGCUGCUGCUGUCAUUGAAAGCUUUCCUGAUUUCUUCCGAUAUGAAAAUAGCAAUGAUGAAAAUACACCAUGUGUUAUGAUAGCAAAAAUCCUCAGACCUUUGGUGCUUAGCCUCAUUUUGUGUGCCUCCCAUGGCCGGACACUCUCACUUUUACAUGGCUACUCUGCACCAUUAGAGAUCUACCAGCAUUUAGAACUCGAUGAUGAUACUGGUGAAGGCUCUGUGGUCUGUGUUGGGAGUGAAUGGCAUCGCUUCCCAUCUUCCUUCUUCAUCCCAUCCCAUGUGGGUCAAGUUCGAUGGAUAGAUGAUGGUUUUCGGGGAUUGCUUCCUUUUCCGUUUAAUUCAACUCUUGGGGGCACUGCAGCUGCUCCUCCUUAUUUUAACAACAAGAACAGGGCAUCUGAUGGGCAAUAUCUUAGAGACCUUGAAACUUGUACUUUCCUUGUGGAGCUUGAACUGCAAAGGCCGUAUCCUACGCGUGGGAGUGACUUAUCCACAUGGGAGGUGCUUGCCGCCCUACCAUAUUUGGACAGAGAAUUGUCACCUGUUGCUUAUAGAGCCUUUUUCAUCCCACAUCUGUGGCAGCAAAAGAAUGUCUUUGGAAAGUACAAAUUGCUGAGGAGAAAGCCCAAGUGAUCCGUUCAAUGGUUACUUGAGCCACCUUUUAGGUUGCCUUUUGUAAAAUCUUGAAUUAUGCAACCAAAAUUUUGACCAGAUCAACAUUUCCAUGUAAUUGCUUGCGGGAAUUCCCCUGAACUGAGAUUUCUCUUCAUUUGUGUGUUAACGCACUAAUCAGGGAAUAAAUUUUAAAUGCCUGAAACCAAGCAAUUUGCAUUGAA
Molecule: messenger RNA, 2058 nt
Organism: Amborella trichopoda
Lineage: Eukaryota; Viridiplantae; Streptophyta; Magnoliopsida; Amborellales; Amborellaceae
Gene: EBS3
Product: Alg9-like mannosyltransferase family
Biological process (GO): protein N-linked glycosylation
Cellular component (GO): endoplasmic reticulum membrane
Molecular function (GO): alpha-1,2-mannosyltransferase activity
Source: RefSeq, a predicted model, not a curated record